UAUAAAACGCGUGAACAACCGUACGGAUAAUGCAGUUUGCUCAGAUCAACUCAUCAGUGCUCGGCAAGCCUCCAGUCGCGACAGACGAUCGUAGUACGAAUAAUUUUCCUAUCAAGUGUCCAAGGACAAAGUGAUAAUGAGGCUUAACGCUAUCAUACCGAAUUUUAAGAUCGAUACCACGCAAGGUCCCAUCGACUUUUAUGAGUGGCAGGGCAAAUCAUGGGUAGUCCUAUUCUCUCACCCUGCGGAUUUUACUCCUGUUUGCACCACCGAAUUGGGCCGUAUCGCAGUGCAUCAACCGUACUUCGAAAAACGCAACACCAAGUUGCUAGCUCAUUCCGUCGACAAGCUCAAGGACCACGUGGACUGGGUCAAUGACAUUAAGUCGUACUGCAAGGACAUUCCUGGCGCAUUCCCGUAUCCCAUAAUCGCCGAUCCUGAUCGCAAGCUUGCAGUGCAGCUGGACAUGAUCGACGAGCAGGAUAAGGAUGAUCCGGAAACUGCUCAAACUGUUCGGUCUCUGUAUAUCAUCAGUCCGGAUCACCGUCUGCGACUUUCCAUGCAAUAUCCGACCUCUACUGGACGCAACGUCGAUGAAAUAUUGCGUGUGAUCGAUUCACUGCAGCUCGUCGACAGAAGGCCGGAAAUAGCAACUCCCGCUAACUGGGUGCCAGGUGAGAAAGUAAUGAUCCUGCCAACGGUGAAAGAGGAGGAUCUCCCAAAACUCUUUCCAGGAGGAGUUGAUCGUGUAUCCAUGCCGUCUGGAAAGGUCUACGUCCGCACUACCACUAAUUACUAAUGACUAAAACGUUUUAUCUAUGUCAGAUAACAUUAAAUAUCUUGUACAACCCAAGUAACGUUAAAUAUUCACAAAAUGUUCAAUUUGUAUUCUAAAUGUUGUACAUACAUGGCAUGAUAAAAAAAUGUUCAAAUGUUAAUGAAAUGUUCAGCAUGAUUGCUUUUUGACAAUGCCAAUAUUGAAAAUCUACAUACGUAUGUUUAUAUUAUGUAUAUUAUGGAUUUUCAGUACUGCCAAUUAACUUUGGAAUACUAUAUUGUAUAAAUUUUUGUAUUAUGUAUUAUUGCACAAUUUUGUAUUAUUAAAGUUAUUCACUCACAUUCAA
Messenger RNA from Solenopsis invicta (red fire ant), 1124 nucleotides. RefSeq names its product peroxiredoxin-6. Gene Ontology annotation, molecular function: peroxiredoxin activity. The transcript has 5 exons. Lineage: Eukaryota; Metazoa; Arthropoda; Insecta; Hymenoptera; Formicidae. Gene Ontology annotation, cellular component: mitochondrion; cytosol. The record is from RefSeq and is a predicted model, not a curated record. Gene Ontology annotation, biological process: cellular oxidant detoxification; cell redox homeostasis. The coding region runs from base 137 to 799 and encodes 220 amino acids.